Molecule: messenger RNA, 2533 nt
Organism: Megalops cyprinoides (Indo-Pacific tarpon)
Lineage: Eukaryota; Metazoa; Chordata; Actinopteri; Elopiformes; Megalopidae
Gene: tcaim
Product: T cell activation inhibitor, mitochondrial
Exons: 12
Coding region: 319-1788 (489 amino acids)
Cellular component (GO): mitochondrion
Source: RefSeq, a predicted model, not a curated record
GCGAUUAGUCACGUCUGAUCGGUAGGGUCCAUAAGACAACCAAGCGCAGGACGAAUGAAUGAGGAAAUUUCGUAAAUCACUGCCGUGUUAAAGAAGUAGAAGGAGCGUACAGGGUAGACAACUAUGUGGUGUCAAAGGAGAAGGCAAGAUAUAUCGACUGGGAACGCCCGCUAAUCUGUUGUGAUUGAAAGUACUUUCGCUAUCGUAGGUGGAUCAGACAGUAAUUGUCACGAUAUCCGCUUUAGUCCGACUUAAUUCCAUGACAUUCAGGAAGAACUCUACAGUUGUGGAUGUCGCAAUUUGAAAAUAGCUCACACGAUGUCUGUGAUCUCUUUCCUGCGCUGGACCAUGAGGCGGUGCAGCACACCUGUUAUUGUUCAGAUCCUCCAGAAAAGCACGCUAUCAGGUGCAGAGGCCAUCACUGCACUCCGGCCCUUCUACUUUGCUGUGCACCCUGACUUUUUCGGCCAGCAUCCCAGGGAGAGGGAGGUCAAUGAGAACUCUCUCAAGAGGCUCAAUGGCUAUUUGGAAAACCUUCAGAAGCCGGGAACUCGCUCCCUUAAACCGACCAAGCUGACCUUUUACGUCAGGGACACGGCGGAGAAAAAGGAUGAGAUUCUUGACUCGGGGUUCCGCUCUGUCAGCUUCACGCUGCACACUAAGGAUGUGCUGAGCACUGUGGUGGACGUGCUCCGCUCCUGCAGCCUGUCCAUGGAGCACAUGGAGGGUCUGAAGUCUAGUGCUGAGCCGGACAUCCGCUCCCAGGAGACUGCAUCUGCCUUCUACAGACCCAUCAGAUGGGACAAGUCCUACUACGCCUUCACUGGGUACAGAGACCCCGAGGAGGAGCUGGAACAGGCCAAGAGAGUGGAGCCCACACUCAGCCUGUGGCUCAGGAAUAAUGAAGCGCAGGCCACAGAGAAGCAGAAGACCAGCCUGCCCCGCAGAGAGGAGCUGAAGAGGCUGAAGAAGGAGCUGUGCCACAAACUGGGUCUGACUGACAUCAGGUGGCAGCGUAGCUGGGGGGUUGCUCACAGAUGCUGUCAGUUGCAGAGUUUGAGUCGCCUCUCACAGCAGAACCCUGUGUCACUCCACAACUUACAAGGGCACACGCUGGUAUUCACAGACCAAACAGGGAUGAACUCUUCUGGUCAUGUGAUGCUCGGGACAAUGGACGUCCAUCACCACUGGGCAAAACUCUUUGAGCAGUUGCCUAGUUACCGGGCCCUACUACAGCAGACAGAGUGGCUGAAGGAGAGGAUCAGCCUUCUGCUGGGGGGAAUCCAGGUGAUCCACAUUGAGAGGCGGGGCCCCCUGCUGGCCCUGGAGGAGCACUACAGCUCCCUCAGUGCCUUCCAUAAGAGACUCCUGCCCCGCCGACCUGCCCUGCAUCCCCGCAGUCUGCAGGACCUGGCCAUGUCUCUGGAGAGUGACCGCACCAGCCCCAUCCUGCACGAGCUGGGACACUUCAUCGUCCCCACGGCCUGCGAAACCCAGGAGCUGCAGUCUGUGCUGCAGAGCCAAGCCCAGGAGGCCAGGAGACGCGUCAAACGGCGAGAGCAGCUGGAGGCCGAGGAGCAGGAGGUGGUGCGGUCGUGCCGGGCGGAGCUGUCCCUCCGGAGCCUGCAGAAGGAGGCGGGCGUGUCCAGCCAGCAGAUGAUCCCGUGCUGCAGACGGCUGCUGGAGGAGCGCCCGGCGCAGCUGCAGGGCCUGCGUCUCUGCGUUUCCCACUUCUACUCCGUCCAGCAGGACGGCGACCUCUGCAUCCCCUGGGACUGGAAGGGCUGAGAGGCGCCCGGGCCGGGGGGGGGACACGCACGGCCAAGCGCCUGAGCGCUUUAACCCCCGCGGCUGCCCAGGUCAUCACUGCAGCCGGAGCAGCAGUAGAGUUAGAAGCCUAAGAGAAGUCACAACGGCACUUUCUAAAUUCAGUAAACUUUCUGUUGCUGAGGUCAGAGAGGAACAAAAUUUUUUUGUAAAAUUAAAAAUGUACUAAAGUACUUCCACUUAAAUUGACCACAUGAAAUGGCAGAACAGCAGAAUUGGAGAUUAAGGAUAAACCCUCAUCUUCAGAGACAGGGGACACAAAAAUGUGAGGGACAAUUUUCUGUUGUUAAUUCACAUUACUGGCUGCUGUCAGAUACCCUGCUGAGAGUACUUCUGUACUGAAUCUCCUGGUUUAGUUCUCAAGCCUUCGGCUGCUGGGAUCAUAUUUGUCUGGGUGUCUUGUUAAUUUGGGAUGUAAAUCUGUUUGUUUCUGUCUGUCUGAUUGGGAGGCAACCUUCCAGUGUGUGUCAGAUGGUGUGCACGUUUCUGUCGUCAGCAGUUUUCAGUCGUGUCAUUUUUCACAAUCAGGGUGUGGUACUCCCUAUGAGGUCUACCUGUUUUAUCAGCAGCACAGCUUCAUGCUUAGGUUUUUUAUAAAAGUUUUAAUAGGUGGCCACAGAUACAGUACAAUGUCAAAGAUGUCACAAGUGUUUAAUACAUUUCCAUUAGAUGGAGCUCUUUCUCCAUGUGAAGUAUUUCAGUUCAG